Molecule: messenger RNA, 1641 nt
Organism: Tribolium madens (black flour beetle)
Lineage: Eukaryota; Metazoa; Arthropoda; Insecta; Coleoptera; Tenebrionidae
Gene: mEFTu1
Product: elongation factor Tu
Exons: 4
Coding region: 160-1563 (467 amino acids)
Biological process (GO): mitochondrial translational elongation
Cellular component (GO): mitochondrion
Molecular function (GO): GTPase activity; translation elongation factor activity; GTP binding
Source: RefSeq, a predicted model, not a curated record
UUCUAGUAACUUUUGUCUCAAAGUCACCAAAUCCGCCAUUUUUGUGCCCUUGUUGAAUAAUGUUUCAUGCGGUUUUUUAGACAAAAACUCGAGUGAAAACGCGUAAAAACACACUUUUUGUGCCCCCGUAAUCCUCGUUUUAUCGCUUUUCUGUGAAAAAUGGCCGCUUUUAUUGUCGCACGCUCGCUACCAGUUUUAAAUCGAGCAAUAAAGCAGUUUCUGGCGAACGACUUGUCGAAAUUGCACCACCAGGGGCGCAUAAUCCAAUGCAUAAUCCCGACAGUGACCCAAAACCGUUUUUACGCCGCUGAAAAGAAGGUUUUCGACCGGUCGAAGCCCCACUGCAAUGUGGGCACAAUCGGGCACGUGGACCACGGAAAAACGACCCUAACCGCGGCCAUAACCAAAGUCCUCGCCGACCAGAAGCUCGCCGAGGCAAAAAAGUACCAAGAUAUUGAUAAUGCCCCCGAGGAGAAGGCGCGAGGCAUCACCAUCAACGUCGCCCAUAUCGAGUACCAGACCGAAAACAGGCAUUACGGGCAUACGGACUGCCCCGGACAUGCCGACUACAUCAAGAACAUGAUCACGGGGGCGGCGCAGAUGGACGGGGGCAUCCUCGUCGUGGCCGCCACCGACGGGGUCAUGCCCCAAACCCGCGAACAUCUCCUUCUCGCCAAGCAAAUCGGGGUGGAUCACCUCGUGGUCUUCAUCAACAAAGUCGACGCCGCCGACCAGGAAAUGGUCGAGUUGGUGGAGAUGGAAAUCCGGGAGUUGAUGACCCAGAUGGGGUUCGACGGUGAUAACGUCCCCAUUGUGGCCGGGUCGGCGUUGUGCGCCCUUGAGGGGAAGAACCCCGAGAUUGGGGCCGAAGCAGUCCUCAAACUUUUAAAGGAAGUCGAUAGUUACAUUCCCACCCCCAUGAGGGAGUUGGACAAGCCGUUUUUGCUCCCCGUGGAGCACGUCUACUCGAUCCCUGGACGGGGGACUGUGGUGACGGGGCGUCUGGAACGGGGGGUUGUCAAAAAGGGGAACGAUUGCGAGUUUGUGGGGUUCAAUAAGGUGAUUAAAAGCACAGUGACGGGGGUUGAGAUGUUCCACCAAAUCCUAGAGGAGGCACAAGCCGGGGACCAAGUCGGGGCUUUGGUCCGAGGAGUCAAACGAGAUGACAUCAAGAGAGGUAUGGUAAUGGCCAAGCCCGGAAGUGUCAAAAGCUACGACCAUAUUGAAUCUCAAGUGUAUAUUUUGAGCAAGGACGAGGGGGGCAGGACUAAGCCCUUCACCUCCUUCAUCCAAUUACAGAUGUUUUGCAGGACUUGGGAUUGCGCCAUUCAGGUCAUUGUCCCCGAUAAGGAAAUGGUGAUGCCGGGAGAGGACUCAAAGUUGAUUUUGAAAUUAUUCAGACCCAUGGUACUGGAACAAGGACAAAGGUUCACGUUGAGGGAUGGAACCCAGACGCUUGGUACUGGGGUUGUGACCAAAGUCUUGCCCUCGUUGAAGGAAAAUGAGAGAAUACAGUUGUUGGAAGGGAAGAAAGCGAGGGAGAAGAGGGAAGCACAGAAAUAAACGUUUAGCUUCUUAAGUUAUUACUUUGUACUUUAUGUUAUGGAAAUAGUGUAAAAUAAAGACGUUUUUACCGUGUAA